This is a messenger RNA of Colletotrichum phormii, 726 nucleotides long. RefSeq lists its product as uncharacterized. The transcript is spliced from 2 exons. Lineage: Eukaryota; Fungi; Ascomycota; Sordariomycetes; Glomerellales; Glomerellaceae. The record is from RefSeq and is a predicted model, not a curated record. The coding region runs from base 1 to 726 and encodes 241 amino acids.
AUGCAGAUCCAAUCCGCCCUCAUCUCCCUCACCCUCGUCGCCGGCACGGCCUCGGCCUACGAGCACGUCUACACCAACGGCACCUUCACCAUCACAAAGGUCUGGGACGCUGUCACGACCUACUGCCCCCAGCCCACCACCCUCUGCUUCAACAACCGCACCUACACCAUUGAGCAGCCCACCACCUUCAUCAUCCCUGACUGCCCCUGCACCCAGACCUACACCACCAACCAGUGCUCCGAGUGCCAAACCCCAACCGGCUACGUCGUCCCCAACCCCCCGGCCCAAACCGGCACCGGCGACGUGCCCCCCGCCGUCCCCACCCAGACCGGCCUCAUCACCUGCCCCGGCAGCCCCUACUGCCCCCCCGGCGCCUCGGGUUCCAUCGCGCCCCCCGCUCAGACCGGCAGUGCCGGCCUCGUCUGCCCUGGUAGCCCCGACUGCCCUCCCGCUGCCUCUGGCGGCUCUGGCGGUGCGUCCGGCGGUGCUGGUGGUGCUGGUGGUGCUGGUGGAUCCGGCGGUGCCGCUACCCCCAGCCAGACCGGCGCCCUCGUCUGCCCCGGCAGCCCCAACUGCCCCGCCACCGGCUCCAGCACCGCCGCGGGCGGCGCAGGCGGCAGCGGCGGCGCCAAGCCUUCCACCGUCAUCGUCGCCGGUGCCGAGAAGAACGUCGCUGCUGCUGGCGUUGCUCUCGUUGCUGGCUUCGUUGCCGUUUUGGCUCUGUAA